Mobula hypostoma (lesser devil ray) is the source of this 4168-nucleotide messenger RNA. RefSeq names its product serpin H1-like. The record is from RefSeq and is a predicted model, not a curated record. Gene Ontology annotation, biological process: collagen fibril organization. NCBI's taxonomy places the organism in Eukaryota, Metazoa, Chordata, Chondrichthyes, Myliobatiformes, Myliobatidae. Gene Ontology annotation, cellular component: endoplasmic reticulum. Bases 170 to 1387 code for a protein of 405 amino acids. Gene Ontology annotation, molecular function: serine-type endopeptidase inhibitor activity. The transcript is spliced from 6 exons.
CAUCUCUCGUCGGAGUAGGAGCCGAGAGGCGCAGAGAAAAACAGGGGGAAAAUCCAGGAAUCUGAGAAGCCCAGGGACUUGGGAGUCCUUGUACAGAAGACCCUGAAGGUUAACUUGCAGGUUGAGUUGGUGGUGAGGAAGGAUUACUCUGUCCCUGACCACUGGAACCAUGUGGCUGGUGAAGUUGCUGGCUCUCGGCCUGGUGAUCGCCGCAGUCUCGGCUGCAGAGCAGAAACCGAGUGAGCAUACGGCCACGCUGGCGGAUGCCAGUGUCAAGCUGGGAUUGAACCUGUACCACACCAUGGCCAAAGACAAGGCCACCAGCAACAUCCUGCUCUCUCCUGUGGUGCUCGCCUCCCUCCUAGGAGCAGUGUCACUCAGCGGCCCCGGCCCGACCGCCUCCGAGGCAAAGGCUCUGCUCGACAUGGACAAGGUGCCAGAUGACAAGUUCCAUCUCACUGUCUCCCAGCUCCUGGCAGACGUCAGUAACUCUACUGCGCGCAAUGGCACCUGGAAGAUCGGCAGCCAGCUUUACGGCCCCACCUCGGUGAAAUUCGUCGAGGACUUUGUGCAGAAAAGCAAGAAGCACUACAACUUUGGGCACGCCAAGGUCAACUUCAGGGACAAGAAGGGCGCCCUGAAGGCCAUCAAUGAGUGGGCAGCGAAGACCACAGAGGGGAAGCUUCCCGAGAUCAUCAAGGACCUGCAGAGUACUGAUGGAGCUAUGAUCAUCAAUGCCAUGUUCUUCAAACCUCACUGGAAUGAGAAAUUUCACCACAAGAUGGUGGACCAGCGGAGCUUCAUGGUCACCCGCUCGGAAACCAUCGCGAUCAGCAUGAUGCACCGCACCGGCUUGUACAACUUCUACAUUGAUGAAGCGAAUCAAGUGUUUGUGCUGGAGAUGGAGCUGUCCCGUUCACUUUCCAGUGUGAUCUUCAUCAUGCCCUUCCAACUGCAGUCCCUGGACAGAAUCGAGAAGCUGCUGACCAAGGAACAGAUCAACGCUUGGGUCAGCAAGCUAAAGAAACGGGCAGUGGCCAUCUCCUUGCCGAAGGGCAACUAUGGGGUCAGCCAUCAGCUCCAGAAGUACCUGGGCGGUGUUGGUUUGACCACCGCGGUCGACAAGAACAAAGCGGACUUGUCCAAAAUCUCGGGCAAGAAGGAUCUGUACCUGUCCAGCCUUGUCCAUGGCACCGCUUGGGAAUGGGCCACUGAAGGCGACCCGUACGAUGCCUUCAUCUACAGCCGCGAGGAGCUGAAAAACCCAGAGGUGUUCUACGCUGACCACCCCUUCAUCUUCCUGGUUAAGGACAAAAACACUGGUUCGUUCCUCUUCAUUGGGCGGCUAGUGAGACCAGAUGGCCGCAAAAUGCACGACGAAUUGUAGCCUCUGGGCAGUUCUGGUGUACGUGGGGCCAAAAUGCAACAUGUCUUUUUUUGUUUAAAGAAAAAGAAAUGUUAGUUCUGUGUAAGUGGUUUGACAUGCUGUCUUGGGAGUAAACAGUUGAUCUUUUUGAGAAUGGUGCCCUGUUAAACCCCCACCCUAGCCCUUGUUAGGUAAAGAAUCCCACUAUUCUCCCUCAACACCCCACUUUCCUCAAUGUUGGGUGGAUUUCAACCAAGAGCGACUGGUGCUUUGUCUUGGUGGUACCACAAUUGAUCAAGUUUUAACCAUGAGCAACAGGUUCUUCUGGCUCCACACAAUCGGCCAAUCCAUUGCACCUGUAGACAGUAUAUGUAGGGCUAACUCCACCAGUGUGUAACCCUAACAAGUAGGGCGGAUUUGUGUAGCAUCGCACUGAAGCAUUUGGCUCAACCAAUUCCUGUCAAUGCUUCAUGGUGCUCUCCUCUCGGCCUUUUCAAUCUCACCCUCUCAACAUAACCAUGUCUUCCUUUCUCCCCUCUGCUCCACAAAAGCUUGUCCAUCUCGGUGAGAUUUACAUGCACAGGAGACUCUGAACAAAGGCCUACACUCAGUGGCCACAUUAUUAGGCACACCUUGUUAAUACAAAUAUCUAAUCGGCCAAUCGUGGCAACAAUACAUAAAAGCAUGCGGACAUGGUCAAGAGGUUCAUUUGUUGUUCAGGUCAAACAUCAGAAUAGGGAAGAAAUGUGAUUCAAGUGACUUUGACCAUGGAAUGACUGUUGGUGCUAGUCAGGGUGGUUUGAGUAUCUCAGAAACUGCUGAACUCCUGGGAUUUUCAUGCACAACAGUCUCUAAAGUUCAUGGGGGAUGAUGCAAAAAGCAAAAAAAAAAUCCAGUGAGUGGCAGUUCUGUGGGUGAAACAACUUUUUAAUGAGACAGGUCAGAGGAGAAUGGCCAGACUGGUUCAAGCUAACAGUAACUGAAAAUAACCACACGUUACAACAGUGGGUGCAGAAGAGCAUCUCUGAACUCAUAUGUUGAACUUUGAAAUGAAUGGGCUACAGAGGCAGAAGACUCCACUGGGUUCCACUCCUGUAACUAAUAAAGUGGCCACAGAGUGUACAUUCACAGGAGAUUCUGGACAAGGCUUGCAUCCCUCACUUUGUUUACUGAUUUUUGCAAAAUGUUCUAUCAACUUUUGGAAAAGUUUAAUUUGAAAUCUUUUGAUAUUUUAUGGAAGGCACUCCAGUGAUUGGGUGGAGCUAAGAGCCUUGUGUUCUUUGUCACGUGCAGUGGACGUCACUGAGAUUUUGAACCAUUUUGACAUUUUGGGACAAAUGCCUGACAGUAAAGGUCAAAGUUCAAAGUAAAUUUAUCAUCAAGGUGUGCAUGUCACCAUGUACUACCUUGAAAUUCAUUUUCUUGUGGCAUUUUAUUGGAAAGAACUGAGUGAAUUAUGAGCAACUGAUCAAUUGCUGGUGGGGUUGAAAUGAUGUGACAAAGUUUCACUGAAAUUCAGGGGCUCCCAAUGAGGAUCUGUAGUUAAUGGUAAAGCUCAUUGGCAUAAAGAAGAUAAAUAAUUUUUAAAGAUGGUAUCGCUUGUAAAUCAGAUCAAUUAACUUCUUUCCCCACUCCUGUUUCAUCUAACCGCUUCCUCUGUAUCUGGCUUCCCUUUGGAUACCUCGGUUAUUCCCAAGUUGUGCCUCAUGCUCCUCCAUUGACGAGGUUCCAAACGAAUUCUUUUACUGAAAAGUUGUAUAUCUGCCCAUGACUUAUGGACCUUAAUAAGCCUGUUUUUAAAGAGGAAAUGCUGGAGGCACAGGAGAUUCUGCAGAUGCUGAAAAUCUGAAGUAACACGCACAACACUGGAGGUCAGGCAAUAUCCAUGAAGGGAAACGAGCAGUCGAUGGUUCAGGCCGAGGCCCUCCAUCAGGCCUCCUAUGAGACUGUUUGUUUCCUUCCAUAGAUGUUGCCUGACCUUCUGAGCUCCUCCGUUGUUUUAUGUGUGUGCUAAAAAUGCUGGAGCAGUUCUCCGGCUGGGCAGAGGAGAAAAGACCUACUGUGUAUAUUGGGGGACCGGUCUAAUAACGUCCCAGCAGAAGUCCCUGAAGAAGGUCAGUGACCAAGAUCGCUUUGCCAGAUUGUGGCCUGUGGUGAGACACAUUGGUUUCUAAUUGGCUUAAAACAAGUACCAACAGCCUUCUCGGCUUUGGGUGGAUUUGAUGGUAGCAUGUUUCUCAAGAUUAAAAACAAACUGCAAGUGGUGGAAAUGUAGGAGGGUAGGGGUGGUGGAUAAAGAUUUGGAAGUGCUAGAAGCACUCAUUGGGUCGAUUAAUGUUUCAAUGAAGGGGCCUGAAGCCAAAAUGUAAACUGGUUUUCCUCUUUCUCAGAGGCUGCUUGGCUUGCUGUGUGUUUCCAGGGUCUAGUCGUUUCUUAAACCUUGAGGUCCAUUUCAAACUUUUCACCCUGCUGGCCAAUUGAGAGUUUGUUCCAAGUCUUUUUUGGGGAGUGGGGUUGAGGAAAACGAGGCUGUUUUUUGUAUAUCAGCUGAUUUUUUUUUUUCUUAAUGCAAUCCCCUCAGUUUCUCAGACAAUCAAAACUGCUUGCAUUGGGAGCCGUGGACGAUGGAGUGGAGUGUUGGGGUGGGAAAUUGUGACUGUUCUUUUGCUGAGUAUCCUAUUGAAUGACAGCAGAUGUACUCAUGUUGCAAUACCUCAUGGCCCACACAGUGUCAUCUGUGGUGCUGGAUCAAUGCCGUAUCUGAAAAUCACAUUUGGUUUUGUUUUACAAUAAAAAAAUUGU